GCUCAGUUUUGUUCGGUCUUCUGAAGGAAUCAGUCGUUUAAAACGUUUUCAUCCUCAAAGCUUGAAUUUAUUUUUGUUAAAAACUGUGAAAAGUGAAUUCUAAAAGGAAACAACAAAAAAAAUCUUUAACUUAUACACAAAAAAUCCAAGUCCAUAUAAAGAAAUAUUUGAAAAAAGUGCUAAAAGUUAAAACUAAAGAAAUCUAGUAGAUUUUUUUGUGUACAAAACUGAAAGAACUAAAAUCAAUAAUAAAAAAAUAAAAAAUAAAUCACGAACAAAACUGUGUGUUAAAAAAUUCUAAAAGAAAACGCAGCAGAAGCAGAUAUAUAAAUAAAAAUAACAAGAAAAAGAUAAAUUAAACCCAAAAGAAUAGCCAAAAAAAUCAAAGAAUAAAAAAGAAGGAAAUUCAAGUUCAAAAACCCUUCAACAUAAAGUGUGCAAACGAGCAAAACCAAAUAAAACAACAAAAAAAAAAAAGAAAAUAAUUUCCCCGUAUUAUUGAAAACCAUAUAAUGGCCCCAAUAAUUGCUGACAAUUUAAUUGAAUCAGGAUGUGAAUUUGUUGACAAUUCCAAUACGACCACUUCCACCGCUGCUCAAAAUAGUGAAACUUUUUAUAGUGAAGUAUCAUCAUCUGCUGGCAACUACUCGAAUGACGAAAGUGUUGUUGUUGUUGAAGAAGAAGAAAGUGUUAAUGAAGUGAAUAAUUUUAAUGUUGGCGAUGUUAAAAAUGAAUGUGAAACUGAAUCCAAUGGAUUAUUUAUGCCACUACCCAGCAAGCAAAUGCCCUGGGAAGCUCCAGGCAAACAAGGACUCUAUGAUCCCCAGAAUGAGCAUGAAGCAUGCGGCGUUGGUUUCAUUGUGGCCAUCGAUGGCAAACGCUCUCACAAGAUUCUUCGUGAUGCCCAGACCUUGUCAGAACGGAUGAAUCAUCGCGGUGCUUGCGCCUGUGAUAAUGACACUGGCGAUGGCGCUGGUGUUAUGGCUUCUAUACCCCAUGGAUUAUAUGCCAAAGCAUUGUCUUCUCAGGGCAUUCAAUUGCCAGAACUUGGUAAUUAUGCCACUGGUAUUUUUUAUUUGGAUCAUCAAACUCACAAAGAGGCUGAGCAGGAGUUUAAUGCAUUAGCAACGUCUUUGGGAGUAGAGGUGUUGAGCUGGCGUGAUGUGCCAUCGAAUACGAAUGCCAUCGGUGUGGUGGCUCGUAAAUCGGAACCAUUUUCACGUCAAGUAUUUGUUACUCGUCCAGCUGGUAUGGAUGAUGUGACUUUCAAGCGCAAGACAUUCGUUUUGAGAAAACGUGCCAGCCACGAGUUGGCCAAAGAAGGUCGUCGUUUUUAUAUUUGUUCACUUUCCACCAAAACCAUUGUCUAUAAGGGUCUCUUUACAUCCGAUCAACUUUGGGAUUACUAUACCGAUCUUAAGAAUCCCGAAUUCGAAACCUAUUUGGCUUUGGUUCAUACACGUUUCUCCACCAACACUUUCCCCUCGUGGGAGAGAGCUCAUCCCUUGCGUGUUUUGGCUCACAAUGGUGAAAUCAAUACACUGCGCGGUAACGUGAAUCUAAUGAAGGCUCGUGAAGGUGUCAUGAAGAGCGAAUUAUUUGGUGAUGAGUUGAAGAAACUCUAUCCGGUGGUGGAACCCAAUCUCUCCGAUUCCGGUUCUUUUGAUUGUGUUUUGGAGUUCUUAACUCAGGCUAGUGAUCGUACAUUGCCCGAAUCAGUCAUGACCAUGGUGCCAGAAGCUUGGCAAAAUGACAAAACUAUGCCCCAAGAGAAACGUGAUUUCUAUCAAUGGGCCUCGUGUGUCAUGGAACCCUGGGAUGGUCCUGCUCUAAUUUCCUUCACUGAUGGUCGCUAUAUUGGUGCCGUUUUGGAUCGUAAUGGUUUGCGUCCAUCUCGUUUCUAUGUCACCAAGGAGAAUAUUUUGGUUAUGGCUUCCGAAGUUGGUGUCUAUGAUGUUGAUCCCUCUCAAGUUACCUUGAAGAGUCGUUUGAAACCAGGCCGUAUGUUAUUGGUCGAUACUCAAGAGAAGAAAUUCAUUCAAGAUGUUGAGCUAAAGACUUAUAUUGCCAAAUCUCGGCCUCAUUCGGAGUGGUUGCAACAAAAGAUAACUUUGGAUGAAAUUCGCAAUGCCAAUGUCUUUAAUACGGAUAAUGCCAAUGGCAUUAUGGAAUCGACAACUGAUCCAGCUACUCAUGGCAUGUUGGAUCCUCGGCUCUCACUGUAUGGUUACACCAAUGAGACGGUUAAUAUGUUGUUGGUGCCAAUGUUCAAGAAUAGAAAAGAGGCUCUUGGUUCUAUGGGUAAUGAUGCUCCCUUGGCUUGUCUCUCAACAUUCCAACCAACACCUUAUGAAUACUUCAAGCAAUUGUUCGCCCAAGUUACCAAUCCUCCCAUCGAUCCAUUCCGCGAGAAGGUAGUCAUGUCUAUGCAGUGCCCCAUUGGCCCGGAGGGCAAUUUAUUGCAGCCUUCUGUUGAACAAGUCCAUCGCAUUUGGUUGCACAAUCCAAUUUUGAGCAUUCCAGAUACAAAUCUCUUGAAACGCAACACUCAUCGUGGUUGGAAAACCAAGGUUUUGGACAUAACAUUCCAAUUUCAAGAAGGCGUACAGGGAUACGUUGACUGUAUUGAUCGCAUUUGUCGUGAGGGUGAGGCGGCAGCCACUACUGGCUAUCAACUCUUGAUCUUGUCUGAUCGCAAUGCUGGCCAAAAUGGCAAAGCUCCUGUAUCAGCGCUCUUAGUUUUGGGUGCUCUACAUCAUCAUCUCAUUGAGACCUAUCAACGCAUGAAGGUUGGUAUUAUCCUCGAGACUGCUGAAGCUCGCGAAGUUCAUCAUAUUUGCGUGCUAUUGGGUUAUGGUGCUGAUGCCAUUUGCCCCUACUUGACAUUUGAAUUGGCCCGAGCCUUGCGUAAUGAUGGUGUCAUUAGCCCCGAUGUCAGCGACAAGCAAAUCUAUUCAGCUUAUGCUCAGGCUAUUGAUACUGGCAUUGCAAAAGUUAUGGCCAAAAUGGGCAUUAGUACUCUGCAAUCGUACAAAAGUGCUCAAAUAUUUGAAGCCGUGGGUUUGGGUAGUGACAUUGUUCACAAAUGUUUCCGUGGCACCGCCUCACGCAUUGGCGGUGUGACUUUGGAAAUUAUGGCUCGCGAAGGUCUGGAACGCUACCAAAUGACUUAUUGCAAAGUUUCAGCCGAUACUCGUAUACUGCGUAAUCCUGGCCAAUAUCAUUGGCGUCAUGGUGGUGAACCCCACAUCAACGAACCAGCUUCGAUUGCUAGUCUUCAAGAAGCAGCUGUCGCUAACAAUGCGAAUGCAUUUGAAGCCUUUAAGGCUUCCACUCUUAACAGUGUUAAGAAAUGUACUCUAAGAGGUCAAAUGGAAUUUGUUAGUGAUCGUCAAAAAAUCGAUAUAUCUGAAGUAGAACCAGCUAGUGAAAUUGUGAAAAGAUUUGCUACUGGUGCCAUGAGUUUCGGCAGUAUCUCGCUGGAGGCUCAUCAAACUUUGGCCAUUACGAUGAAUCGUAUAGGAGGCAAAAGUAAUACCGGUGAGGGUGGCGAAGACUCAGAUCGUUAUUUAAAUCAAGAUCCCGAAAAUAGCCGUCGUUCUGCUAUUAAACAAGUUGCUUCGGGUCGUUUUGGUGUUACCGCUUCAUAUUUGGCCAAUGCCGAUGAUUUGCAAAUUAAGAUGGCUCAAGGUGCCAAACCAGGUGAAGGUGGCGAAUUGCCUGGCUACAAAGUUACCAAAGAAAUUGCAAAAACACGUCACUCAGUAGCUGGAGUUGGUCUCAUUUCACCACCACCUCACCACGAUAUCUACUCAAUUGAAGAUUUGGCCGAACUUAUUUAUGAUUUGAAAUGUUCAAAUCCCAAUGCUCGCAUUUCAGUGAAAUUGGUAUCUGAAGUAGGUGUGGGCGUGGUGGCAUCUGGUGUUGCUAAGGGCAAAGCUGAACAUAUUGUUAUUUCGGGUCAUGAUGGUGGUACUGGUGCUAGUUCCUGGACUGGCAUUAAAAGUGCCGGUCUACCUUGGGAGUUGGGUGUGGCAGAAACUCAUCAAGUUUUGGUUUUGAAUAAUCUACGUUCAAGAGUGGUUCUUCAAGCUGAUGGUCAAUUGCGUACCGGUUUCGAUGUUGCUGUCGCUGCUUGUUUGGGUGCUGAUGAAUUUGGUUUCAGUACAGCUCCUUUGAUUGUUAUGGGCUGUACUAUGAUGCGUAAAUGUCAUUUGAACACUUGUCCAGUUGGUAUUGCCACCCAGGACCCUGUGUUGCGUAAAAAGUUCACUGGAAAACCAGAGCACGUCAUUAACUUCUUCUUUAUGUUGGCCGAAGAUAUCCGUAAAAUAAUGGCCAGCUUGGGUAUACGUAAAUUCCAAGAUCUUAUUGGUCGCACGGACUUAUUGCGUGUCUCUGAUAAGCUUUCGCAUAAGGCCAGCACUUUGGACUUGUCGUUGCUUUUACAAGAUGCUCUGAAAUUGCGUCCUGGAACGAAUAUCUUAGGCGGUUCUGUUAAACAAGACUUCCAAUUGGAAAAACGUUCCGACAAUGAACUCAUUAGCAAAGUCCAAGCUAUCUUUAAUGGUUCUGAAGAUAAUAUCACUCUUAAAAUGCGCAUAAAUAAUGAAGAAAGAGCUUUUGGUUCUACACUCAGCUAUCAUAUUGCUUGCAAAUAUGGUGAAGAUGGUCUUCCUGAAGGCAAAAGUAUGGAUAUUUACUUGGAAGGUUCUGCUGGUCAGAGUUUCUGUGCUUUCUUGGCUAAGGGUGUUAAUGUCACUUUGAAAGGUGAUGCCAACGAUUACGUGGGCAAAGGUUUAUGCGGUGGCACCAUUGUAAUUACACCACCUGAAACUGUGCCCUACGAGUCCCAUUUGAAUGUGAUUGUGGGCAAUGUAUGCUUGUAUGGUGCCACAGAUGGUCGCGCUUAUUUCCGCGGCAUUGCUGCUGAACGUUUCUGCGUACGUAACUCGGGUGUUACAGCUGUAGUUGAAGGUGUAGGUGAUCAUGGCUGUGAAUACAUGACUGGUGGUACUGUGCUUAUUUUGGGUCUUACUGGCCGUAACUUUGCUGCUGGUAUGUCUGGUGGUGUGGCUUAUGUCUACGAUAUCGAUGGCUCUUUCAAACCCAAAGUAAAUCCCGAAAUGGUAGAACUUUUGCCGCUGGAAUUGCCCGGCGAUGUGGCUUUAAUCAAGGAACUCUUACAAGAUUUCAUUGAAAAGACAGGCUCUAAAAUCGCCAAAGAAAUUAUGGAUAAUUGGGCUCAGGAACAAGGCAAAUUUGUCAAAGUCUUCCCCUACGACUAUCAACGAGCCCUUAAGGAACUUGAAGCCGAAAAAGAAGAACAACAAAAUAAAACCGAUGUCAAGGCCAUUGAGAAUGGCAAAAGCAAUGAACCCUCUAUCAAGGAUAUCGAAGAAGCCAUACAGGAUGUGGCUUUGGAACAAAAGAGAGCUGAUCGCAUUUUAGACAAAACUCGUGGUUUCAUUAAGUACAAGCGUGAAAAUGCACCAUAUCGCGAUUCUCAGGAGCGUCAAAAGGAUUGGGAGGAAGUUUAUAAUUUCCCUCAUGUUCGCAAAAAUCUCAAAGUCCAAGCGGCUCGUUGUAUGGAAUGCGGUGUACCAUUCUGUCAAUCAAAUUCCCAUGGCUGUCCAUUGGGCAACAUUAUUCCCAAAUGGAAUGAUUUAGUAUUCCAUGGUGACUGGAAGGAAGCUCUACGCCAAUUGUUGCAAACCAAUAAUUUCCCUGAAUUUACGGGACGUGUUUGUCCAGCACCGUGCGAAGGUGCCUGUGUAUUGGGUAUUUCCGAACCAGCUGUUACCAUUAAAAACAUUGAAUGUGCAAUAAUUGAUCAUGCUUUUGAACAGGGUUGGAUUAAGCCCGAAAUACCAGAGGUACGUAGUGGCAAACGUGUGGCCAUUGUUGGUUCUGGUCCCUCGGGUCUGGCAGCCGCUCAACAGCUCAAUCGUGCUGGACAUUUCGUAACCGUUUUCGAACGCAAUGAUCGCGUUGGUGGCUUAUUGCAAUACGGUAUUCCUACAAUGAAACUGUCCAAGGAUGUUGUCAAGAGACGUGUUGAUUUGAUGGCCGACGAAGGUAUUGAAUUCCGUACUAAUGUUCAUGUGGGCAAAGAUAUGCAGGCUGAAACCUUAUUGCAAGAAUAUGAUGCUGUCUUGCUUACCACUGGAUCCACUUGGCCACGUGAUUUGCCACUGGCUAAUCGUGACCUCAAGGGUAUACAUUUCGCUAUGGAAUUCUUGGAAGCUCAGCAAAAGAAACAAUUGGGCGGUAAGAAGGAAAUUAUAUCUGCCGAAGGAAAGGAUGUCAUCAUUAUUGGCGGUGGCGAUACCGGCUGUGAUUGUAUAGCCACAUCAUUGCGUCAGGGAGCCAAGAGUAUUACAACAUUUGAAAUUUUGCCCGAACCACCCAAGAGCAGAGCCAAUGAUAAUCCCUGGCCACAAUGGCCCAAAGUAUUCCGUGUUGACUAUGGUCAUGAAGAGGUGCGUGUCAAAUGGGGCAACGAUCCUAGGCAAUAUUGUACUACAACCAAAGAAUUUAUUGGCGAAAAUGGCCAUAUAAAGGCUGUUAAAACCGUUGAAGUCGAAUGGACUAAAACAGCUACUGGUGGCUGGAGUAUGAAAGAAGUUCCCGGCUCAGAAAAACAUUUCAACGCUGAUUUAAUUCUGUUGGCAAUGGGCUUUUUGGGUCCCGAAAAGACCGUACCCAAUGAAUUAUCCUUGGAAUUAGAUCCCAGAGGCAACAUUAAGGCCAUCAAUGGAAAUUAUGGUACCUCGAAUCCUAAAGUAUUUGCAGCUGGAGAUUGUCGCCGUGGUCAAUCUUUGGUAGUGUGGGCCAUUACCGAAGGUCGUCAGGCUGCUCGUCAAGUUGACUCUUACCUUAGCGGCCGUCCUAGUGGUCUUCCCGGCCCUGGUGGCAUUAUAGAUCCCACUAAAAAUGCUUAAAUCUAUUAUUUCUCUAGAUCUUGUUAAAGAUUUUUAUUUUUUGUAUUCACUCUCUAAUUUGUUUUGUGGUAAAGUCUUUUUUAUAUAAACAGAAAUUUUUAAUUUAUUUGUAUUCGUAUUUGUUUCCAAUAUAUUAAUCAUAAAUAAUUAGUUUAUUUUCAUUGAAGAAAUGAAAACAAACAAUAAGAACAACAAAAAUACACACAGCUUUAAAUUGUUUUUUGUCGAAAACCAAAAGACUUUACUUUAUAAUUAACAAAAAAAAGAAAACAUUACUCAUAUUUUAGUUUUAUUUAUUUAAUUAUUACAUACAUAUACAAUACAUAAUAAUAAUAAUAAAACUAAAAUUACAUUGAAAAUUAUUUAUACAUAGUAAGCUUCAAAUUCGAAAAACCCAAAUAAAAAGAAACCUAUUAUAAAAUACAUAUAUGUACUAACUAUUAUUAUAUUACACUAAAUUAGAAUUUGCAUCUUAGUCUUAUUUUAACAAACAUCAAAAUAAAUGCUUAAAAACAUGUUAUUAAAUAUUACAUUUACAUAAUUAUUAUACUUAUAUAUUGUAUUGUAUUUAAUUAUGCAAAAUAAAACUACGUACAUACACAUUUAAUGGUCAAUUAGCUGCACUUAUACAAAUUUAUAAAAAAUUUAAUGAAAAAAAAAUUUAAUAUUAUUUUCAUCAAAAUUAAUAUUUGUUGUACAUUUAAGUUUACUUAAAACGAGUUCCUCACACUCGGUAUAAGUUUUAGCAAUUGACACGUUAACUAAAUUAAUGUUGAUUAUCAUGAAACAAAUUAAAA
Messenger RNA from Calliphora vicina (urban bluebottle blowfly), 7741 nucleotides. RefSeq lists its product as uncharacterized. Bases 513 to 6944 code for a protein of 2143 amino acids. The record is from RefSeq and is a predicted model, not a curated record. Lineage: Eukaryota; Metazoa; Arthropoda; Insecta; Diptera; Calliphoridae. Gene Ontology annotation, molecular function: iron-sulfur cluster binding; flavin adenine dinucleotide binding; FMN binding. The transcript has 16 exons.